AUGAAUCAUUCAAAAUCUCGCCCUCGGAACCGUGCCGGGUUCGAAAUAGCUAUAAUAUGUGCACUGCCACUGGAGGUUAACGCCGUUCUCUGUUCUCUGGAUGAAACAUGGGAUGAUAGUCGCCAGUACUAUGGAAAAAGCGUCGGCGAUCCUAAUGACUACGACUUCGGCAAAGUCGGUGACCACCCUGUCGUCAUUGCGAAAUUGCCAGGCAUGGGCAACGUCACAUCAUCAAGUUCUGCGCAAUCCCUCAAAAUAAGCUUCAACUCCAUAAGGCUCGCACUUCUUGUUGGCAUCUGUGGCGCUGUCCCUUUCAGACCUGAUAAUAAGGCGUCGGAAAUACUUCUUGGCGAUGUUAUUAUGAGCGAAGUAAUCGUUCAGUUAGACUUUGGCCGACAAUAUGCGGACAGGUUCAAUAGAAAGGACACCAUCUUAGAUGUCCAUGGCCGACCUAAUGAGGAAAUCCUCGCACUUUUGAAUCGAUGGAAGACGCCAAUUCUGCUAAAGAAAUUUCGUGCGGGCACAAUGGACCAUUUAAAAACCUUGAUGCAGGCUUCAUCGCAAGUGGAACCAUUUUAUCCCGGUCCAAGUCAGGAUAAAUUAUUUCCACCAGAGUACACCCACAAGCAUCAUUGGAGCUGCGAAAUAUGCACCAAGUCGGGUUCAGAAUGCGAGGAAGCUAAGGUAUCUUCAUGCAGGGAUCUGCAUUGCGAUGAUAAUAUGCUAAUCGCCCGCCGGCGACUGGGUAUGGCGAAAUCGUCUUUCAGUAGUAUCGAUGAUUACAUGCCAAUCCCUGAAAUACAUUUUGGAUGUAUUGGCACCUCAAACUCGGUGAUAAGAUCCGCUCAGCAUCGUGAUUAUUACGCCGAAUUAGAGAACAUUAUAGCCUUUGAGAUGGAAGGAGCUGGCGUUUGGGACAAAUUCAACUGUUUAAUCAUCAAGGGAGUGUGCGACUAUUGUGAUAGUCACAAGAGUAAGGACUGGCAACACUAUGCUGCCGCCGUUGCGGCUUGUGCCGCAAAAGAAGUUCUGCUACAGUAUGUAUCUCCACAGAAUUCGCCGCAGACAGAAUAUGCGAAUGGUAAGUUAUUUGAUAGGGUUUUUAAGGAUUCGGCGAGAAGGUUCACUCCGCAACAGCUCGAUAGUUUCAAGCAAGGAACCUCAUCGAAGGUCAUAAAACUAUUGAAAGCAAUCCAGAAUAAACAGAAUCGGAACCAGUCUCUGCGAAAUCUCCAGCGUAUCGAGGGCUUUUUGAAAGUGGUCAGACAAUUGAAUACAUUAGUGCAGGACGAGCUGUGCAUCCCCAACAUUAUGUGCCUAGUCUGGGGACCUAUCAUGAUGCUUUUCCAGGUUGCGAGAGACCGCGACGAUUUAUUUGAUACGCUUCUAUCUGCCUACGAGAAAGUUGGAGAUGAAUUUCCCAUGCUGGAAGAUUCCAAAGAAGUGUUUAAAUGGAAUCCAAGUUUGGUACGAGUUCUCGCGGCACUAAUUUCCGAUUUCUCCGAGUUACAUGAAUGGAUUAUCAAAAUAUACAGUGUUAGAGGGCCGAAACCUGUUUUCCGGUCUCUUUGGAACGACUUCAGUGACAGGCUCACACAUCUCCUACUCCGCAUACGCUCUCAUAACACUAUCAUAGAAGACAAUAUCCGAGUAUAUCUUAAUAGUCAAGGACAACCCAUUGACGAUGCUCACGAAGUCCGUGAGCAUAACUUGAGAAUUGAACAAGAUGCGCUUCAGUUUGAGAGAAAGGAAACAGAACGGCAAGAAAAGAGAUUUAACAAAGUUUGUGAGUGGUUUGCUAGCCUAGACAUGGAAAGUCGACACCACAGUAUUUGUCACGACCGCAAUUGUUUUCCUAAGAUAGGUGAGUGGAUUUUGGAAGAGCAAAAGGUUAAAACAUGGUUAUCCGACGAUGUCACCGAGCUUCCUGGUUCCAUGUAUUGGGUCAAUGGACGUCCAGGCAUAGGAAAAACUUAUUUAGCUUCGAUCGUCAUCGAGGCUUGCAAAGCAAAAUAUUUCUGGACUACGGUGUAUUUCUAUUGUCAGGGAGAGUCCAACGAAAGAGACACUGCCAUUGAAAUCAUUCGUAGUGUUCUGCUUCAGUUGAUCCGCCAACACCCCAACCUAGUUCCUUACUGCCACGAAAGAAUGACACAAUCAAACACUCCAGUUCUGUCUGGUUUGCCAACCGCUGAGUCGAUCCUUAAAGUAUUUUGUGAGAUAAUCCCGCAUUUAUAUGUGGUCAUUGACGGGAUUGAUGAAUGCGAAUCAAGAGAGCAGAGAAAACAGUUAUUUGACACAUUUUCAAAGUCGGUCUUGAAAUACGAUGGCGCCACAACUGGUAGACAUCGCGUCCUUUGGUUCAGUCAACCUCAAACAGAGGACAUAAAAAAGGCAUUUUCUACUAACGAGAAAUGUACACUUUCAUUAACUGCGCGGCACAACGAGAAGGAUAUUCAGAAAUAUUGCCAACUGAGGGCCCGUGAGCUGCUAAAAUUUGACUUUAGCCCUGAUACUCUGAAGCGUGUCCUAGAGAUGAUAAGUAGUAGGGCGGAUGGAAUGUUCCUUUUUGCAAAAUUGGUCAUGAACAAUCUGGCGAAACAGCCGACAAGGGCGCUAUUCUUUGAAGAGAUUACAGCGGCAAGGCUUCCCACCAAGCUCAAUGAAGCAUAUUCAAGGAUAUUACAGCGAUUGAAGAGAGACCUGGGGGAAUCACAAUUUAGAUACACGCAGUUGUUACUGGGCUGGAUGGUUUGCUCUAAAAGACCUCUCAAAUGGACUGAAAUACAGGCGGCAGUGUCUGUUGAUUUGGAGCCAUGGAAUGGGCUUGAAGAGCUUGAUGUUGGCCGUAGAUUAAACGAUGGCGUGGAGGAAUUGUGCGGAUCGCUUGUACAAGUCUUGAAGGGAAACCGGGUUGAGCUUGUUCACAGUACCGCGAGAUCAUUUAUAUUGGAACAGAACGAGCUAGUAAUAGCUGCCGCAGAAUGCGAUCUCACUCUCCGCUGUUUACGAUACCUCACACUAAAUAUCUUCCAGCCUGACAUCCAGGAUGAGCAGCUUCGCCUUUACGCACUGAGAGGCGACUUUGCUUUCCAGGACUAUGCGAUAUCAACUUGGUUUAUGCAUAUCAAAAGCAUAGUUGAGAAACAACCAGUGGUUAUUGAAGAAGGCCUAGUAUCGCCAAGCUACGGUCUAGGACUUGCAAAAAUUUCUCAUCAGUUGCAUCGCUUUCUGAAGUUCUACGAAGAAGGCUUUCCGGAAGAAGGUAUCAUUGACCAGGCAGUCUGGGAUUGCGAGUCCUUCAGCCAGUAUGAGUUCUAUCCAUAUCUCGUUCGGAUUUGGAACCACAUUUGUUUACAGCAAGCCGACGAUGUGGCGACUCGUAAUAAUGUCAGUAUCAGUCUGCUUAAGAAUACCUUAGCCCGAAAUCGCAAUCUUCUGGAGUCAUUGACAGCCGAAGCAGGAGUGGAACUAGGUAAGGUAUAUGGUGAUCGUUUAUUCCGCUGCCCUAAGGUUCUGUGCUUCUACUUUCAUGAAGGCUUUACGAAUGGACAGGCUCGUAAAGACCAUGUCGAUUGCCACGAUCGGCCAUUCCACUGCCUAGUCGAGAACUGUGUGGCUGGUGGAAUGGGAUUUAAGUCCAAUAAUGCAUUAGAAAAGCACGUGAAAAAUUUCCAUCCAGAAAAAUGUGAUCUGGGUGAAUCAUUUUCAACCUUAACGAGGAGUCUAUCACAAACAGCAGCAAAGUUUCCAUGUCCCAAUUGCCACAAGAGUUUUGUUCGACGAGGGAUUCUGAAAGACCAUAUGAGAAGUCAUACAGGCGAAAAACCGUUUGAAUGUUCACAGUGCACAAAGGCGUUUUCUAGGCGGUACGAUAGAAAUAGGCACGAGAAAAUACACGACAAAAGGAGGUAA
Molecule: messenger RNA, 3915 nt
Organism: Talaromyces proteolyticus
Lineage: Eukaryota; Fungi; Ascomycota; Eurotiomycetes; Eurotiales; Trichocomaceae
Product: putative zinc finger protein
Exons: 8
Coding region: 1-3915 (1304 amino acids)
Biological process (GO): nucleoside metabolic process
Molecular function (GO): catalytic activity
Source: RefSeq, a predicted model, not a curated record